ACUGUCUCUACUGUCCGGCAGUGCAAACAUUAACCUUAGCGAGAGUAGUCGCAACCAUUGUCGGCCCGUCGGCUCAGUAAUGUUCUAAGUUCUAACUGGUCCGGACACACGGAUCGACACGGUGUGGUGUCUCACAGAGCCGGUAAAACGAUCAAACACGACAAGGACUUAACUCCCUUUAAAGAUGCUGGUGCUACGGUACUUGGCAUCGUUCUAUCACUACGUCAACUACGAAGUCAGUGAUCCACGGGUCAAUGAUUGGUUCCUGAUGAAAACGCCCUGGCCGGGGGCCGCCAUCCUCGGCCUCUACCUAAUGUUCGUGCUCAAGUGGGGCCCGAAAUGGAUGGAGAAUAGGAAACCGUUCCAGAUCGACACGAUCAUCAAGUACUACAAUCUGAUACAGGUCGUCCUGUGUGCGUUCCUGUUCGUCGAGGGCUUUCGGCUUGGGUAUCUGCGCGGGUACAGCUUUCUCUGUCAACCGGUCGACUACUCGCCGACCGAGAUACCGAUCGCGAUCGCACGCCGCUGCUACUACUACUUCCUGGUGAAGGUGCUCGAUCUGCUCGAUACGAUCUUCUUCGUGCUGCGCAAAAAGCAGAACCAGGUUAGCUUCCUGCACGUGUACCAUCACACCGGCAUGGUGAUGCUGGUCUGGAGCGGCGUCAAAUGGUUCCCCGGCGGGCACGGUGUGUUUAUGGGCUUCAUCAACAGCUUCGUGCACGUGGUCAUGUACGCGUACUACUUCCUCACCUCCGCCAAUCCCAAGUACAAAAACAACCUUUGGUGGAAGAAGUACAUCACGCAGCUGCAGAUCAUCCAGUUCGGCAUGAUCUUCCUGCAGUGGUUCGUGCUACUGUUCCAGCCCAACUGUACCUUCCCCAAGUGGCCACUGUUUGUCAUUCUGCCGCAGAAUCUCUUCAUGUUCUGUCUCUUCCUGGACUUUUACUACCAGGCGUACAUCAAGAAAAAGCCGCCGACCGUUGCCGCACGGCGGUCAGCGGAACUCCAGCAGAACGGUAUCCACAAGAGUGACUCGAACGGCAAGGCGAUGAAUGGCGACUACAACGGCAAGCUGGCCAAUGGCGCAGACUGCACAAAGCGCAACUCAUCCAAAGAGGUCAGUGUCACCUCGUAACCGUCUUUCAGACGGCCCCAUGUGUGACCCCAUGUGUAUGUGCGUGUUACCUCGCGGGGGCACACGCGGAUAGCAUUAUCAGGGUUGUUGCUUGUUUUGUCUUUUCUGUGAAAAUUUAGUCAAUAAAAAAAAACACGCGUCCACCGUUGACCACUGACGUGCACCCGA
Anopheles arabiensis is the source of this 1303-nucleotide messenger RNA. Its product is annotated as elongation of very long chain fatty acids protein 7-like. The record is from RefSeq and is a predicted model, not a curated record. Lineage: Eukaryota; Metazoa; Arthropoda; Insecta; Diptera; Culicidae. The coding region runs from base 185 to 1135 and encodes 316 amino acids. Gene Ontology annotation, molecular function: fatty acid elongase activity. The transcript has 4 exons. Gene Ontology annotation, cellular component: endoplasmic reticulum membrane. Gene Ontology annotation, biological process: fatty acid elongation, saturated fatty acid; fatty acid elongation, polyunsaturated fatty acid; very long-chain fatty acid biosynthetic process.